Messenger RNA from Meloidogyne enterolobii, 961 nucleotides. Lineage: Eukaryota; Metazoa; Nematoda; Chromadorea; Rhabditida; Meloidogynidae. The record is from the annotation of a GenBank genome assembly.
UUUUAAUUCAACAUUUUCUUCUUCUUCUCAACAAAAUAAUUUAACAACAACAAAUUCAAUGCCAUAUCAACACCAACAAUAUUACAACAACAAUAUUUCUCCAUCAAAAUCCCCAACUUCUACUUCAACUCCCCCCUCCUCCUCCUCCAACGAAAUAUUUACAAAUUUAUGUCCUUCAACAAUAAUUGAAUGUCAAACAACAAAUCUUUAUGGAAUUGAUUAUCAAAAUACACAACAACAACAAAUAAUCUCUAAUAAUAAUAAUUCCCCCCAAUAUCCUCAACUUUUAUUUACUCAACAACAACAAACUUCAUUUAAUUCUGCUUUUGGACAAUCAAAACAAAAUGAAGUAAUUCCCCACCCCCAACAACAAUUUUGCAAUAAUUUACUUCAAAAUCCGAAUUCUGGACAAAAUAUAGUUUUCCACAACCCUCAAUUGGAUUUAAUUCCUUUAAAAAAAGAAUUUAUUGAAGAAGAAAAUUUAAUUGUUCCUCCUCCCUUUCAAUCCAGCUUCCCUCCUUCAACAAAUAUUUUCUCAACAAAUUCUCCUCCUCUGUCUUCUGAAAAAGAAUUUUCAUCUUCAUCUUCAACUUCUUCCACUUCUCCUGGCUCUUCCUCAUCCUCUUCUUCUGCUUCAUUUUUAACUAAUUUAAAUAACAACUUUGUUAAUAAUUUUGUAAAAUCUAAACGAAAUAACAAACAAAUUCAAAAUUUUUCUUCCACUUCCCCCUUUUCAUCUUCCCCUCCUUCUUCUUCAUCCUCUACCAAUUCUUUAUCUUCAACAUUAGCAGCUGUAUUACCUCCAGAAAUUAGUGCAAAAGUAUUUUGCCCCCCAAGUUCAAUCAAUCCAAAAUCAACACGUCGAAUGCCUCGAAAAAGUCGUCAAGAAUUAAAUCAUAAAAGAGUACAUAAAUGCUGCUUUCCAAGUAAUUUAUAUUUAAAAUUUAAAAUUAAAUUUUAA